AUGGAAGCCGAAUGCGAGAAUUGUUUGCGCCCGCUGAUGGAUCACUUUGAGCUCGUCCUCUCUGCCCAGGCCAGUUCCUGCGAGAAAACUGUCCUUAAACGGCUACUCAAGGAACUCUGGCGAAUAACAAUGCGUAACACGGAGAAGUUGGUCGUCCUGCCCACCGUUACAGAUGCAAAGCAGGUCUGUCCCGCAUGCAAAACUUGUUUUUAUCACGUUUUCUUUCUUGGCUCUCUGCCAAAUUCCAAAGCAGUCAUUAUGUUUAACUAUGCAGGUGUUUUGAGGAUAGCGUAG
Molecule: messenger RNA, 294 nt
Organism: Dibothriocephalus latus
Lineage: Eukaryota; Metazoa; Platyhelminthes; Cestoda; Diphyllobothriidea; Diphyllobothriidae
Source: the annotation of a GenBank genome assembly